AUGGACUGUCUUUCAGAGAUCUUCUCUUCCAAGAAAAUCAAAGAUCAUGAUCAACAAUUGAUUCAGAUUCCCUCCACUCCAUCUCCAUGCCAACCCCAUAAUCAAGAUCUGGCCACAAAUGAUCCUAAUUAUAAAAGGAAGCGGUCGACAAGUGAUCAUAAUGAAAGAGAUUCUUUAACCAGAACCACUUCGGUUCAGAAGAAAAUAUUGCAUAGAGAUAUUGAAAGACAUAGAAGGCAAGAAAUGGCUUAUCUUUAUGCUAAUCUUAGAUCACAUCUUCCUUAUGAAUCUAUCAAGGGAAAGCGAUCAUCAUCAGAUCACAUGAAAGAAGCAGUGAAUUACAUCAAACAAUUAGAGAAUAACAUCAAAGAACUUGAAAUAAAGAGAAAAAAACUUGAAAAAUUGGCCUUGUGUUCUUCCAAGGAGAAUAAACAUUUUCACGAUUAUGUGACAAUAAACUCAUGCGACUGUGGUGUGGAGAUUUUGAUAAAUGAAAGGCUUCCCCUCUCAAGAGUGCUUGAAGAGCUAGUGAAGAGACAACUCAAUGUUGUUAGCUGUGUCUCAACCAAAGUAAAUGAAAGAUUACUCCAUAGGAUUCAACUUGAGGAGAGUGAUGUUUCAUGCACGUGCAUGGAUGGUUUGGUACAAAAGCUUGCUGAGAUGAUUGUGUUGGACUCUUGA
Solanum dulcamara is the source of this 681-nucleotide messenger RNA. RefSeq names its product transcription factor bHLH118-like. Gene Ontology annotation, molecular function: protein dimerization activity; RNA polymerase II transcription regulatory region sequence-specific DNA binding; DNA-binding transcription factor activity, RNA polymerase II-specific. Gene Ontology annotation, cellular component: RNA polymerase II transcription regulator complex. Lineage: Eukaryota; Viridiplantae; Streptophyta; Magnoliopsida; Solanales; Solanaceae. Gene Ontology annotation, biological process: regulation of transcription by RNA polymerase II. The record is from RefSeq and is a predicted model, not a curated record. The transcript is spliced from 3 exons. The coding region runs from base 1 to 681 and encodes 226 amino acids.